GCAUACACAAACAACAGAGCAUCUACGAAAGCAAAAUUGAAAUUAAUAUUAAUCAUAAAUUUAGAACCAAUUCUUUACAGUGCGUUUAUCCAGUGUGUCUAGUGACGAAAUUGCAUUUCGAACUGAUAAAGAACGAGCAUCGCGUUGGCUUAGAUAGUUCCUAGGCCGAGAACUUAAUUCCCGGCACCUUGUUUUUUUUUUAAUUUCCACCGAAAAAUGGCCAGUUCAUCAAGGGACAACCAUCUAAACAAAGUAUGUUGCUACUCGCACCCGGAAGCACCGUUGAUAGAGGAUUAUCGAGCGGGGGACAUGAUAUGCUCAGAGUGUGGCCUAGUUGUCGGUGACCGCGUCAUCGAUGUGGGUUCCGAGUGGCGAACCUUCAGCAACGAAAAGGCGGGUGUCGAUCCGUCCCGUGUUGGUGGUCCUGAGAAUCCCCUCCUGAGCGGUGGUGACCUGUCCACCAUGAUUGGUCCCGGCACCGGUCCGGCUUCGUUCGAUGCGUUCGGAACUGCAAAAUAUCAGAACCGCCGUACUAUGAGCAGCUCCGAUAGGGCUUUGAUUGCCGCUUUCAAGGAAAUCAGUACGAUGGCGGACAGAAUCAACUUGCCGAAAACGAUAACCGAUCGCGCCAACAAUCUGUUCAAGCAGGUGCACGAUGGUAAAAAUCUGAAAGGCAGAUCGAACGACGCCAAGGCUUCCGCUUGUCUGUACAUCGCCUGCCGCCAGGAGGGCGUACCGCGAACGUUCAAAGAGAUCUGUGCUGUCAGCAAGAUCAGUAAAAAGGAAAUCGGCCGCUGCUUCAAACUCACACUCAAGGCACUCGCUACCUCUGUCGAUCUCAUCACAACCGCUGACUUUAUGUCUCGGUUCUGUGCGAAUCUGGACCUCCCGAACGUGGUGCAGCGUGCCGCAACGCACAUUGCGCGUAAGGCGGUCGAAAUGGACAUCGUACCUGGAAGGUCACCGAUCUCGGUAGCGGCUGCUGCAAUCUACAUGGCCUCGCAAGCGUCGGAUAACAAGAAAACUCACAAGGAAAUUGGUGACAUUGCCGGUGUGGCUGACGUAACGAUUCGCCAGUCUUACCGGUUGAUGUACCCGCACGCCGCCGAACUGUUUCCGGAGGAUUUCAAUUUCUUCACACCGAUCGAACAAUUGCCGCCGGUGUAGAAUUCUUUGAUGUUCGGAGAUUUAGCAGACGCGUCGCGUACAACAGACAAAUCCUUACAGUCGUACACAUUCGUACACUUAUAGCUACUGCGGAGCUAUACCAAAGGCUAGGGCUUGUUUAUAUUAUUCAAAAAUGUUGAAUUCGGGAUAAUUGGACAAAUCAGCACCCGUUGUACGUAUUCCCUUCAACCGAUAGAUAGAUCCCGAGAAAAUUUGUUUCGUUCAACAAACAUGGCGCGGAACGUUUCAACGCCAUUUAUUCGGGUACGAAAGUUAUCAAAAAACAGAUUCGAGAACAGUGACUCUUAUUCGGUAUAUAUUUUUUAUCAUGUUUUUUUUUUGUUUUUUAAUGAAACGAAAGGGUACUUCAAAGUGUUCCCUUUAUUUGAUCUAUAGUACAUCGUCCCUUUUUUCCUCCCCACUACAAAUUCUACCAACGGGAGUACAAACUUUUCCACAGAUGAUUGAAUUAUUUAAUAAAGUAAGGUAUAUAUGUGCUGAACGAACGUGAAUCUUUAAGCCAAGCGUAGCGGAAUGGUCUACAGAAUCCAGCAUGGCGGGUGUUGUUCGAAAUGCUAAACUAUUCUUGUGAAUAUUUAUUCGUUACGAGCCCGAAUAAGAGAGUGUCGCAAGUGGCCACAAUCGAGCAAUAUCCAUGGGCCGAUGUAAACGCUACCCAAAGCGGGGGUCACUUGACGAAGGGAUGUAUUAUUUUUCACGUUCAAUUAUAUAUCUUUGUAAGAACUAUUUACUUAGUUGAAGGUUUACUUUUUAAUUUGCGUCACGUUAGCUCAACACGUUGGACGUAAUAUGGAUGGAAAUGGAUCAGUACAUACAAGCAAAAACACACAUUUAUGCACAUCACCGCGAUGAGGAUUAGUGGUUAGAAAGUGCAUACGUUGAACUGAUUUAUAAGGUCUAAAAAAUAUAAAAUUCAUGAAAACACUCGACUUUGGCCUUGUUUAUUUCGAAUAAGA
Anopheles coustani is the source of this 2144-nucleotide messenger RNA. Its product is annotated as transcription initiation factor IIB. Gene Ontology annotation, molecular function: RNA polymerase II general transcription initiation factor activity; TBP-class protein binding. Bases 217 to 1167 code for a protein of 316 amino acids. Gene Ontology annotation, cellular component: nucleus; transcription preinitiation complex. Gene Ontology annotation, biological process: transcription preinitiation complex assembly; transcription initiation at RNA polymerase II promoter. The transcript has 5 exons. The record is from RefSeq and is a predicted model, not a curated record. Lineage: Eukaryota; Metazoa; Arthropoda; Insecta; Diptera; Culicidae.